AAGGGUUUCUGAAGCCAGAUUUACUACAACUGUAACUGGUACAACAAUAAUUAUAGAGAUCUAGACAUAUAGCUAAGUUCAGCUAGAAACCAGAAGUAAUCAUGAGAGUAGCAUUUGCAUUCUUGCUGAUUUGUGGAGUGGUAAUUUCACUUGCUUCCAGCAGCACCCAGUUAUCACCAAGUUCAACUCAACAACUAAAUGUAACUUUUACUUUCGUCACUAACUCUACUGCCAAUUGUAGCACAGGAUUGAGCCACACUGGAGUGUUUGUACUGAUUGAGUAUCGUCUAUUGUAUAGCCCAUGGAAGCUGCUCAAGAGAGUCAGUCUGGAUGAUACAGGUUCAGGUGGCUGCUUUAUAUCAAAUGACACUGUAAACAUCAUCGUCAAUGACACGGACCCUGAGUCGGUACAGCUGCGGAUCGUUCAGCCAGAACACAGUGGUGGUCUCUGCAACUGCUGGGGAGUUAAGGACUUCAGUCUCAAUGGAAUGCCUCUGCACAGUGAAGCAGCUUGUGACUCAGUACAGUACACAAGCGUAACAAAAGACAGCUGCUCUGUACAGUUCUGUGGUGGCAGUGCCAGUGUGCCGAGAGGAGUGGUCUUUCCUCCAGUGAUUCUGAGCUCUGGGACAGUACUAAACUGCUCUGAUGUUAUAAAUGGGUCUGCAGUCACCGAUGACAAAGGACCACCCCCCACCACGUGUUCUGAUAAUGAACCAAAAAUAAAUCUAUCGUUUGAGUUGAAUCUACUACCGGGUAAUUGUGAGUCUGAUAAGUUCUUUGAUGAGGGUGUAGAGGUUUCCGUUGGCAACUGGGAAAAUGAUGGCCAGUGGAUUCCACUGAAAUUCUUUGCAUCAUCAUUAAUGAGACCCCCUGCACAUCGAAAAUUAAAUAUUGAUAUUGAUCCUCAAAAUAUUGAUAUUAGUCCUUUUGCCCAGAAGUCAAUUAACAUUCGUGGCUACACUGUUCCAAUCGUCAUGCAGAACAACACUAAUCCUUUGUACGUGAACUUUUCGGUGUGUGGAAAUGAUAUAGUUCGGAGUGGUGUUCAGUUUCGAUGGCUUCAAACUGCAUCAGUGUUUGUUACAAGUGUGUACGGCAACGACAUAAGGGAUGUUUGGACCAUGAAUAGUGUGUCUACCUCCAACCCCAUCUGUGUAUCCAAGAACACCGUGCAGGGGAGAGUAUAUUGGAGCAGUGAUUUCAGAAAUAGUGAAUUUUCAGAUGUGUGCUCAAUGGGCACUAAUGAACUUGUUUUUGGUGCCACUUGUGUGACAAAUGAUUGCUUUAUGAGGCAACAAAUCACAGUCAGUCGAAUAGCAACCACUGUCCCUCUGAAUGUCUCUAUGGCCCCACCCCUGGCACCCAGUACAGCUGUUCAGCUCUGCCCUACAGAGGAUCGCUUUAAUGUACAGGUAAUAGCUGACUAUGAGGCAACUGCCCGGGAGGAACUGGCAACUGUAUACACUUUAGUGAGGAAUAACAUCGAGACUAGCUCCACUUUCCAGAUAAUUUCGAACCUAACACCUGCACAAGCUGCUAGAGCCCUGAGGAAGUUUGUGACGCAGAACCCACAAUUCAACGAGACAGUCGUCGUCCACCUUCUGAGUGAUAUAGUCAUACGUGUUGAGAACAGUGAUGAUAUCAUUGAUGAUAUUCGUGGCUUUAGUGAUGAUUUGCUGGAAGUGGCCACAAUAGUGAUUGCAAGUACUAUCACCAGAGAAGAAUCCAACACUAUUGCUGGCAGUACCCUGCUAGACACUGUCGAGAGGAUAGCCUUCAACGUACUCACUGCAGAUGUCAUGAUUCCCUCAAAAGAACAAACUGAAGUCGUUAAUUUUGAGACCCAAGUGGAUAGUGAAGAUACAUUCUUGACUGGUAUUGAUGUGAGGGGCAGCUCUAUUCGAGUGCCCACUGAGUUAGUGAGAAUAGUGGCUAACGGAACAACUGGACCAAUCACCGUGGCCUCAGUCUACUACAGGAACAUGAGUGGGCUGUUGCUCGGGACUCUGCCGGGAGAGAGGGACACUGAUCUAGCAUCUCCAGUGGUCUCCACCAGUCUGCAGUGCGGGGAUAAGAUCUGUGACACAGCCAACAUUCAACUCAGUCAGCCAGUCAUUGUGACACUGAAACACAGUCAACGUGCAAAAGAUCGUAUUGAAAAUGACACUGCCAGUGAAGUGACUUGUGUAUUCUGGCAGUUCAUCAGAGUAAGUGGCAAUCCUCUGGCUCAUGGACGAUGGGACACUAAAGGUUGUGUGAAAAAUGGCAACCUUUCCAGCUCCACACAAACCGUGUGUGAGUGCACACAUCUCACCAACUUUGCCAUUCUCCUCAGUGCACGGCCACUCAACCAACCUUCUAGUGUGGCCUUGUCUCUUUCAAUCAUUGGCUACAUUGGAGUGACUAUCUCUGUGAUAGCCAUGCUGGCUACCAUUUUGGCCCUGGCCUGUUUGAGGUCUCUUUGGAGCAUGCGUAACUUCAUCCACAUCAACCUGUGUGUAAGUCUAAUUCUGGCACAGCUGACAUUUGUGAUUGGGGUGACCCCUCACGGAGGAGGACUUACGGUGGAUCCUGGUUGUCAGACUGCAGCAGUUCUCAUGCACUACUUGUUCCUGGUGUCCUUCAUGUGGAUGCUCAUGGAGGGGGUGGUCUUGUAUGUUGCCCUCGUCAAAGUCUUUGUCAAGCACCAAAAGAGAUACACUAUUGGCUUCUUUCUGUUUAGCUAUGGUGCUCCUCUGCUGUACAUGGUUCUCUGUGUUCCCCUGGGCUUUGCAGUUCCUCGCCUGGUGGAUAGUUAUGGCUACAUACAAAAUGCCAAUGACACCACUGCUAUUCCUAAUGUAGUAUGCUGGCUGAAUCCCUAUUCUAACUUUGCUCUGACUUUUAUUGUGCCAGUGUUGUUGGUAAUCUUAUUGAAUAUCGGCUUUUUAAUCAUGGCACUGGCCAUCAUGUGCAGACACUCGGGAAGGCAGACCCACCAGUCAAAGCUGGACAAAGUAAAGUAUUGGUUGAAGUCCUAUGCAUCACUGAUCACUGUCAUGGGUCUGUCAUGGAUAAUUGGUGUUCUGUUGCUUGGGAUCCCUGUAUUGCUCCCUGUAUUGCUCCCACUGGCGUACAUCUUCACAAUCUUUGUUGCAUUUCAAGGACUGGCCAUUUUCAUAAUAUUUGUCCCCCUUUCCAAGCAAGUGAGGGAGGCAUACUCUAAAUGGUGGAAAGUCAAGGUGGCAGAGUCGGACAUUCUCAGCAAACACUUUGGAGAGUUUUCGACAAUACAAUUGAACUCGAAGAAUGGUACUCACGUUACUAAAGCAGAUUUCCCAGUUAGUAUGAAUCACUCUCAACACCUCUCAUGCAAGGUUGAUAUAACCAUGGAUACAGAUUAUCAAGGCUCAGUUGACAAUAAAGAGUCUACAAAUGGUUCCGUUGGUGAGGAUGUGUGUGAUGCUAAUGGAGCUACAGCAACGAAUGGUGUUAACACAAGUGCUAAGUUUACUACCUUUUGAAGUCAGAACAAUUAUACUUAGUAAUGUGUUGAUUUGUGCUUUUUGUUAAAAAUUGACCCACAACAACUUUUGUUGACUAGAUUUCUAAAUCAUUUGCACUUUCAAAGUCAUUGAUAAUUUGUUCAAUUAUAAUAACACAAAAUAAUGCAUUCCACUUA
This is a messenger RNA of Halichondria panicea, 3664 nucleotides long. RefSeq names its product adhesion G-protein coupled receptor G6-like. The transcript is spliced from 19 exons. Gene Ontology annotation, molecular function: G protein-coupled receptor activity. NCBI's taxonomy places the organism in Eukaryota, Metazoa, Porifera, Demospongiae, Suberitida, Halichondriidae. Gene Ontology annotation, cellular component: plasma membrane. The coding region runs from base 102 to 3506 and encodes 1134 amino acids. Gene Ontology annotation, biological process: adenylate cyclase-activating G protein-coupled receptor signaling pathway; cell surface receptor signaling pathway. The record is from RefSeq and is a predicted model, not a curated record.